CUGAUGGGUUUCGCAGCGACGUCGUUCAAUCGAAGAUGCACCUAAAUGGCAUCGAAAAUUUUAAUAUCCGCCUUUCUUGCAUUCGUGUUCGUGGUGGGAUUAUUCUAUGCGACAAUCAUUUACCAGACGGAAAAUUAUCAAGAUGCCAAAAUAUUAAUUGACAAACUGAUAUCCCGGACACCAUACAAAUUCAACAUCUCGGAUUUCCACUCAAGUCUGCCGUCGGUGGCGACCAAAUACCCUGGAGGAUUUUUGAAAAGUCCCGAAGUCAACUGCUCGGACACUGAACUGUUGAUUCUCGUGUUAUCGGCGCCGCAGAAUUACGAACGACGAAGGGCGAUCAGAGAAAACUGGGCCAAAGAUUUGAACAACCGGACCUCGUUGUUUUUCGUGCUCGGUGGCGUCGGACUGAAGGAUCGCGAUCUCUUGAAAUUGGAGGCCGAGCGUGAUCUGAUUUUGGCAAACUUCACCGAUUCGUACCGAAAUCUGACUUUGAAAAGUGUUGCCCUGCUGGACUGGGCGGACCAGAACUGUGACUGCGACUUUUUGCUCAAGUGCGACGACGACAUGUACAUAAAUUAUCCGAAAUUGCGGCACAAGUUAUUCGAGGAAAACGAGACUUUCGGCGAAAAAACCGUGAUCGGGCGUUUUGCCUCUAAUUGGAAACCAGUGAGGGACGAAAAAUCAAAGUAUUAUCUUUCGCGAGAGGAAUUUCCGCCCAAAAUUUUGCCAGAUUUCACUUCUGGUCCGGCCUACGUCCUGAAGGGCAGCUUCGUGGAGCCACUGCUGGCCGCCGUUCUGGCCGAACACUGGCUCAGCUUGGAAGACGUUCUGAUCACAGGGAUCGUGGCCAAUUACCGGUUAGGCGCCACCCUCCUCGGCUGGCCGACGUUCAACAACGAGCGAAUGUCAAUGACGGCCUGCCACGCACAACAAUUCAUUUCAAUACACGACGUCAGGCCCAAAGAACAAAGCUUGCUUUACGCGCGCAGCAAACAAACAAUCAAAGGUCCUUGUAAAAAAGUUCCAUAAAAAUACAGAAAUUUUGGCCAAGUCUUUCUUUCAUUUGGAAAACCAAUGCUUCAGCAAAAACAAAUACUGACAAGGCGCUCAUAGUUAUUUCGCGGUUACAUGCUUGUGUAAUUGCAGCGUUUAAUAGUAAGUUAUAAAAAUUAAAAUUUGGUGCGCAAUGAUUUAUAAAAUACUUCAAGAAAUAAAUGGGAAUUGCUAAAAAAUGUAUUAAUAUUUUUCGGGGAAAAUAUGUGAGCUAAAAAUGUUGUCGAACUAUGAAAAGCAAAUUAUUGGCUAAUUGUUGAAGAAUCAGGUGGCCUGGUGUAUGUAGCCUCCCUGUUGGUAUGCAGACUGCUGGUAUCCUGCCGUUGUAUUUUGCGCUGCCAGGGUUCCGAAAGGUGGCAACUGUUGGUAUAUACGGCUGGUCCAGGGGGACCUUCGUAGCCUCCUGCGCUGUUCAUCUGGUGCUGAUUGAAGCUCGGCUGGGCGAAGCUUGUCUGAGCAAAAUUGUUAAAGGGUUGCUUGGAUGGCGCAAUUUUUUGGCCCAUUUGUGGAUGGUUCCAGGCUGGCGGCCCCUCGUCUUGCAGAGGUUGUCCAAAGCCGAUCCCUUGGUUCGCUCCAGGCGGACUGUUGGUCCAAAGCAGCAGCAUAGGCCGGUGGCCCGUGAAGAGCAUCGGUGCCGGGCGACGUCUCAAAUUCACGCGUCAGCUUGAUCGACAAAUCAGUUGGAGCUUCGGCCUCUUCUAAGUCGUCGUCGUCCGAAAAACUAAACUGAAAAUGGAAAUAUUAAUAAUACUGGAAUGUAAUAAAUUGGUUAAUUGUGUGAUUUGACUUAAGAUGUAUGUUGUAAGGGCUUAGGGCCCGGGGAUGCGGGCAUAGCCCUUAGUAAUAUUAAAACGAGAUGUUUAAUUCUUACCUUGCGGCUUUAUUGUCCGGUGGUGCGGCCAGAUUCCGUCUGACCAUCCGGAAACGAACAUUACAAAGCAUCAGCUCGUGUUUAUUGCUGACGCGUAUAAACAAUACUACAGAUUACAAAAACGGGUCACCAAGAUUUAAAGUAGUCACAAAAUGCUGUCAGGGUCAAAGAGACCCUGACAAUGUUUAUUAGUCCGCGAAGUUAUGGAAACAAAGAAAUGAAUUAUGAAGGCAUUUUAUAAUUCUGAGAGGGAAGGAAAAAAAGCAGAGUCUCAACUGUGGCAGUCGGAACACUUUCACCAUGCUAAGGUGUUGCAAUUAAUUAGCGCAUGCGUAUCAAUUGGCGUGGGAGUGAAUUAAUUAAUUAAUAGGUGCGCGAACCCUGACAGUGUAUUUGGGGUCCAGAGAAACCAACGACUUAAAAACUGAAGUAGAUUCGUAUUUUUGUCGUAAUAUUUUGGUUCUCUAAAGGACCCAUUAUCAAUAUUUUUAUCCCGUUCCAAUUAAAAAAAACUUUUAUUCUAAAACCUUUUGCUAAGAUAAUAAAACUCUGACUGUUUUUUCGCCCUAUCAAAUUAAACUAUCGUUUAUACCUGCUGAUUAUUGUUACAUUUGUAUAAAAGCUGCCAAAAAGGUUUUAUAAAUUGAAGAGAUCUGAAAAGAUUUGAAAGGCUUUGUUGUUAGCGUUGUUUGACAAGUCGAGAAAGAAAGAGAUUUUAAUUGUAUUGAAAAAGCAGUUGGUCAUUAAUGAAUGAAACUGCCGCGAUCUUGCAAGUUAAAAUAUGCUGCUACUUCAUUACCAAAAUCAUCUUUGGCAUGUAGUUCUGUUUUUUAAUAUCAUUAUUGUUUUUUAAGAUGUUAUUUUGUUAAACAUUUGUCAGGGUUUGGCCCUGACUGUGUUUUACCACUGGGGAUAUACGCAAAUAACAAAUGACAGGCGUAAUGGUUAAUGGCCGUAGCCCUCGUUAUUAUUAAGUCUAAACAUUUCACAAUACCUUGCGAAAGGUCACUCUGAAUAGACGGCCGUCCACCUGGCUUGGUCCGUCGGAGACGAGUGAUUCCGCAACCACUCGUUCCAUGCUAAAUGCUCAUUAUUGUUUACGCGUGCGCGCCCGGUGUGUGGGAGUGAUUACAAGUUAAACUUAAUGGGGCGCACACUUAACUAUAAAUCCUGACACAUUAGUGAGUGUGCAAAAAUAAAAAUAUGUAAUUUGAAAAAAAAAUCGAUUUUAAUUUUAAUGUCAUUAAAAUCAGUGAAAGAGAGUAACCGUGAAAUGAGGGGUGUCCCAAAAGUAUCACUUAUUUUGAUAUCCUACGGGGAUAUCAAAGUCAUGGGCAUUAUCAUAUUGUACGGAUAUCCCCAGGACAUACUAUCCGGAUAUCAAAGUGUCUCGCAAGGAUGACAUUUUGAUAUAAAAUUGAUAUCAAAUUUCUCGCAGGGAAGGUGAAAGUUUAGAGUGAUUAAGUGAUUUGCGCUGAAUGCUGUUGAGAGAUGUAGAAUUACGGGCUGUUCGCAAACAACUCUCGUAUUUAUGCGCCGAUUUCGACUCUAGGAACUCAAUGAGAGUGUCAGGGUUAAGCCCAUUAACCACUCAUUCAAAUCCUGACAUCUCCCCCUCUCAAAUUUAGGACAAAAACAAAAACAAAUAAAAAAUUUAAAGUAAUUUUCAGCACUUGUUAAAAUUGAAAAAUGUUGCCUUGCUCGAAUAAAUAAGUUAUUUAAUACUUGUAAAUGAAUAUUUUCCUCUUACUGAAUUAUGAUUAAGGAGUUGAUUUUAUGCAUUUAAUUGUUAUUAUGAAUCUACGAAUCGCCGUAAUGGAAUUUUCCGCAAUGUUAUGAAUUUAGGAUUAUUUGUUCGAAAGAUCUUAAUUGUUUUAACCGAUCAAUUGGGGUGAGGUACCCACCCCCUCCCCCCGGCUUAUUUGGGGAAUGGAAAAUUUUAGUGUUAUUUUGUCUGGAACUAAAUGUGUAAAUAGUGUUGUAGAAGAAAGUUUUUUCUUUUUAUAAAAAAAAAGUUUUUGAUAUUCGGCCGAACUGGCGGACCCUCGUAAUUGUGCCAAGGGGAGCCAAGUCGUGGGCGGUGGUCAGCCGCGCUCGUUUACGAGCCCUUGCACAAAGCGAGAGGACCUCAGUCCAAAACGAACAUAUGGAUCGAAAUGGGUUUGGGGUGUGUUUGCCGGGAUGGAAAAAGGGGUUGGAGCCCGCACCAAAACCGAAACAUAUAAGUAGCGGAAAUUAAUGAAAUUCGAGAGAAUGGGGAAUACGAAAAAUUUCCAUUGACGUUAAGUAAGAGGUGCGCGACAGGGUGUCCAGCCCUGAGGACAAAUUAAUUUAAAAAAAAAAUUAAAGAAACAAAUAAAUAAAAUAUAAGGAAUGUUGACCAUGUAAGAUAAUAUGCAAGAUGAAAAACAAAAUAACAAAGAGCGAACAAAAAUAAGGACGGUCAACAAGGAAAAGAAAAAAAAAUUAGGGACUUCGAGCAACAUCUGAAUUCUGGAGAGUGAGAGAAUGUCAGGGUAAUAAAAGAGACUAAAAUGACCAAAAUCACAAAAGAAAUAUGAGCACCGAACUAAAGUUAAAAUAUAUAGAGUGAAAAUUAACAGAAAAAACAAAAGGGAACGACCUGUGCGUCUCGCAGAAGGGUUCUGAUGUGCGCUCGAAAAUGUGCCGACAAGAAAAGGCUUUGUCCUGCCGCCGCGAAGUUGAUGUACGAGUCCAGCCGCUCGCCCGUCCGGUAGCAGCGGGAGUGGAUGCCGCAGAGCCUGCGGUUCUCGUUCACGAAAUCCCAGAAGCACUCAACCUUGGUCCCUGUCCGGGACACAGGUUGGUCUGUAAACCUCCUGUUAUUGUAUAGCUUUGGGGUCCGGAGACACCAACGACUCAAAUAUUAGAGUAGAUUCGUAUUUGCGUCGUAAUUUAUUCGGUUCUCUAUAAAGGACCCGUUAUUAUAAUUAAUUUUUACUCGACGCUCUCUUGAUGAUAGGCAACUUGCUGAGCAUAAGUGUCGUGCGGGUUAGCAUAAUUCAUCGAAAUACGUGUGAAACAAAACAAAAAACACCAUUCUAAAAUAUUUAAGCUACAUAAUGAAAAACCUAUUUAUAAUCAUUAUAAAAGCGAGGAAAAGAGACGGAAAUCGUUAUCAGUUAUACCAAGAAUUUAUUCCUGGGCAGCAGCAGGAUUUUUUAACUCGAGUAACAUAUUGAUUCGCAAAAGAGCAACUUUCUUGUCUGGCAGUUCCUACACUACUCAAUUAAAGAGUAAAAGGAAAAUAUGUGGGCGUGGUUUUGGCCCCACUUAUUGAUUUUAAUUUUGCGUGUGUUUCUCCAUCUUGAUAGGAAUCGAUCAAUGCCAAAUCGCAGCACCAAUUGAAAACCGAUCAGAGCCAAUAUAGAAUUAGCCCCGCAAAAAAGGGCUCAUUUCUUCUCGAAGCAGCGCUCGGUGCGUUGCACUUUUCUUCUCCUGGUUAAUUACGCGCGCGAGUGAUUAUGUAAGUUAAUGGUGCGCGCAAUUGCAAUUCCUGACAUCUCCCCCUCUCAAAUUUGAGUAAAUGAAAAAAAUUAUUUGUACUCAAUUGAUUCAACGCCACAGGCGUGAAAAUAUAAAGCUAUUAUGGGGUCCAGAGAAAUCAACGACUUAAAUACUGAAGUAGAUUCGUAUUUUUGGCGUAAUCUUUGAUUCUCCAAACGACCCAUUAUCAAUAUUAUUUUAAUGCCUUCAGGACUUUCCUAAUAAAAUUUCUGCCGAUUCUGUGGCAGAGGAAAAACAGAGGCGCGUGGAAAAUCUAUUUUUGCUGGAAGGAGAUUCGAAUGUGCGGAAUGAGGAGUUUUUCUUCUUCCUGUCACUUAAUUCCCCUUUGUCAGGGUUAAGCCCUGACGGUGCUUUGCCACUGGGGAUUACAAUAAUAAACAACAGGCGUCAUAGUAAAUGGCCGUAGCCCUCGUUAUUAUUAAGUCUAAACAUUUCACAAUACCUUGCGAUAGGUCACUCUGAAUAGACGGCCGUCCACCUGGCUUGGUCCGUCGGAGACGAGUGAUUCCGGAACCACUCGCUCCAUGCUAAAUGCUCAUUUAAUUAUUACGCGUGCGCGCCCGGUGCGUGGGAGUGAUUACCAUUUAACUUAUUGGGGCGCACACUUAAUUAUAAAUCCUGACAUCUCCCCCUCUCGAAUUUAAGUUAAUGAAAAAAAUUAAAAAUUGACGUUUGGGACUUUUGAUGGACAUCAAGAAAAUGUGAAAGAGUUUGGCUGCUCGGUACGAUCUCCGAAAUAUUAUAAAAGUUAAGCCUCUUGCUGAAUGGCCGUGAAUUUAAUUUAGCAUAGAAAGAGUUGUUAAAUUUAAAACCUAAACCGGAUAUUGCUGAAAUUCCCUCGGGGUUAUUAAAGUGCGAAUAAACAUCGUUUCUAAUUAAAAGAGGAGAAUGUAAAAGUUAAGAAUUGGGGUGAGAUGUUCACCCCCUCCCCCCGGCUAAAUUGGGGUGAAGUUAAAAAUUGAGUGUCAAUGUCAACCGCGCGCUUAAUGUAGUCCUCAAUACGUUGAAGUAAGUCGGUGAUGGCCUCCCUCAGGGUCCGGUACAACGGAGUGGCCAUCACCAUGUUGGCUGGGACGCUGAUGGCGAUGAUGAAAGCGUUCGCACAGCGACGGGUCAACUGGUCAAUGACCGUGAGGUGGGCCGUCUGUGUCUCGAAGAAAGCCUGGGCCACUGCAAUCGGUGGCGUCGUGAGACACAGAAGGUCGCUGUCGGCAGUGCCGCCGACCUCUUGGAGGGUCGCCCACAAACCGCGACCUAAGGUGGGCUCACGGAGGUUCACGUCGGCGUCCAAAAAUUCCGACACGAAGCGUAUGUAUCGCCGUCCGCAGGCAGCGAGAUCAUGUUCCUGGACCAGUGCAUGUGGAGGCGGCGAGGCGUUUGGGACAAUGCCAUGACCUAAAGGGCUAAAAAAAGUUAAAAACAGGCGCGACCCGAAAAUGUAGAAUUGGCGGGGCCACAGAACCGAACGGCUCGAGGUGGUGGUGGGUGAGCUCAUUCACCCGGCGCGGGCCAAAAAAAUGAACGGCCGUGGGAGGGCCGCGGGCCCAGGCCAGAAGGGCCACGGCGCCCCGCAAGAGUGCUUGAUGAGUAUAGAAAUUGGAGAACUGCGCCCCGCGAAAAACCGGAGCGAGGGUGAGAGGGUGAAUGUUUUGUGCUCAGGGAGGAAUAAAUGGCGUCAAGGAGGAAAACGCUGCGUGUUGGCGACCCCGCCGGAGGAGAAGGUUGGAACCGACUGCGGGAUGCUGGCAGGAGAGCGGUCCUUGAACAUUGCUUGAUAUGUUUGUUUAUUACAGGAAAAUGAUCAAACAGUUGCCCAAUCCUAGUGGUGCCAUCCGAGUUGAAAAUGGGUUUCAGGAGGUGGAUCUCCGGGGGUAGUGGGGCCGAAAUUCCCUUGAUCAUGUGACGGAAAUAAAUUCAGGGCCGAGGGUCUGGGGUCCAUUCCGGAAGGCCGCAAUUAUAUUUUGAGGUCCCCCGAGACACAGGAAAAAGUCCUUCCUCUCGGGUCGCGAAUGUGGCCGUGCGCGCCAGUUCAGCUUGUACCUGCAGGGCAUCUCAGUCAGAUCUAUAUUAAAAAGAGAACAAAAAUUUAUAAAAAUUGUAAAAGACAGGCAAAAAAAAAAAAAAAAACACGUUUGCACUGAUUUCUUCAGUCGCUCCAGCGCUGACUGGCUGCCAUUUGAUGAAGAAAAGUUUUUGGCUGAACUCGAAAUUGCCGCAUUUUUCUCUGAACUUGUAAAUAUUAAAAAUGCCCAAAAAAGUGACGAAAAGAUUGUAAAUAUUAGUUUAGCACUGGAAAGAAAUGACACAAGCCGCUAAUUUAAACAAUUUAUAUUGCAAGAUGGGCUCUUCUGCAAAAGAGGCACGAGUCCGCGCAGCUGCCUGUUUCUAUCUCUUAUUCCCGACUCCCUGAAGCUUAUGCAAAUGUUCCACGAGGACGUGCUCUGCGGAGCAAAGUAAAACAUAAAAAUUAGAUUAUUCUGGUUUCAUAUGAUUCAAGAUAUUAAACGAUUCGUUCACUCAUGCCCGAUCGCGGGGUGAGAAAGAGACAAUAUAGGCAACCUGGGGAGCAUGAAAGGCGUACAGGCUUGUGUAUUAAAUCAUUUUCUGCUGAUUAUUGUUACAUUUGCACAAAAUCUGUCGGAAAUUGUAUAAAAUCGAGAGAUUUCAAAAGAUUUGAAAGACUUUGUUGUCAGCGUUGUUUGACAAAUCGAGAAAAAUAUAGAAGUUGCAUGUGGAUUGCAAAAGCAGUUUGUCAUGAAUGGAGGAAACUGCCGCGAUCUUGCAAGUUAAAAUAUGUUGCUUACUUUAUUACGUAAGGUGUGAGAGUAUUUGAGUGAUUUGCGCCGAAUUCUCAGGCGAAAUGAAGAAUUACUGGCUGUUCGCAAAUUACUCGUAACAACAGGAGUUAAGGUUUGAAUGGCCAUAGCCCUCGGUAUCAUUAAUGCUGCAUUUGUAGUCCUACUCGUUGCUUUAGCACUCAACAUCGAUCCCUGUCCGGGACAAAGGUUGG
This is a messenger RNA of Neocloeon triangulifer, 8465 nucleotides long. Its product is annotated as beta-1,3-galactosyltransferase 5-like. The transcript has 2 exons. NCBI's taxonomy places the organism in Eukaryota, Metazoa, Arthropoda, Insecta, Ephemeroptera, Baetidae. The record is from RefSeq and is a predicted model, not a curated record. Gene Ontology annotation, molecular function: hexosyltransferase activity. Gene Ontology annotation, cellular component: membrane. The coding region runs from base 46 to 1032 and encodes 328 amino acids.